This is a messenger RNA of Aegilops tauschii subsp. strangulata, 2646 nucleotides long. The record is from RefSeq and is a predicted model, not a curated record. Lineage: Eukaryota; Viridiplantae; Streptophyta; Magnoliopsida; Poales; Poaceae.
AUGGUGGCCGCCGCGUCGGUGCUGCAGCGGUGGGCGCUGGAUAUGGCCAUUUUCGCUCGGUUUUGGCCUAACCCAUCUGCAAUGGCUGGUGAUGAGGGGGCGGUGGCAUUGCGUGACGAUGGCGUGUUUGCCACAAUGGAGGUUGGAUGUGCACGACAUCGUGCCCAACUGGCGGCGCGGUUGGUGUGCCGUUGCGGCUCAUGUGGCAACGAUGAUGAUGGUGUUACAAUGCCACCAAGACAAAAGUCCGGUGCCGAGAAAAGAAAACAAAAAAAACGAGAGAAUCAACUCAUUGAAAAACAAAGAGGUUCUUUAAAUAUGUUCUUUCCAGUGGUAACUAGUGUUGAUAAUCAAAGGCAAGAAUCUGAACCGGGACAAGAUGAUGAUCAUAAUUCAAAUGAUGAUCCUGAAGUCAACGAACAUUCCUUGGAUGACAAUAUUGAUGCUGAUGUUAAUGAGGACAACACGGGAAAGGAAAAUUCGCAGCCUUCACCUGAUGCUCGGAAUGGUGAUGAACAAGAUGAUUCUCUUUUAUCUAUAUAUGAUCCUAGGACAUGGGAUAAUCUUGAUAAUCGGAAAAGGGACAUUUUAAUUGAAAAGGGGCCGGUGAGAGAAUUGGGCUUGUGGAGUUCCCUGCCCGCCCUGAUGAUGUCGAAGUUGUUCAAAUCAAACCAGAGCAGGUCUUUGCUAGCGUCUGAUGGAUUAAGGGACUGGAAGCGUCUCAGUGGAAGACUCCAAGAACAUGAGAGCAGUGUUGAGCAUUUAACAAACAUGAACACAUGGAAUGAUCUAAGGUUGAGGUUAAGCAAAAAUCAAACAAGUGAUGAUGACAUGCAGCGGGAGAUUGCAAAGGAAAAGGAGCGGUGGAGACAAGUUUUGCUAAGAAUAAUUUCUGCAGUGAAGUUUCUUGCAAAACGUAAUUUGGCAUUUCGAGGAACAAAGGGGAAGUUGUAUGAAGAUAAUAAUGGUAAUUUUUUGGGCACGGUUGAAAUGAUUGCUGAAUUCGAUCAUGUGAUGCAAGAACAUAUUAGGCGCAUUCAAAGUAAUGAAAUACAUCAUCAUUAUCUUGGCCACACUAUUCAGAAUGAGUUGAUUUCUCUCCUUGCUGAUGCCGUGAAAAAGGUUAUCUUACGCACCAUCAAGGAUGCCAAGUAUUUCUCUGUUAUAUUGGACUGUACCCCGGAUGUGAGCCAUGAAGAGCAAAUGACGCGAAUUGUGCGUUGUGUCAAUAUGUCAAGUAACAUUCCGAGAGUGGAGGAGUUUUUCCUAGAGUUCUUAAAGGUUGAUGACACAUCAGGAUUGGGUCUUUUUAAUGUACUGAUGGAUACAUUGGAUUCUUUUGAUUUGAAUGUCGCCGAUGUGAGAGGGCAAGGUUAUGACAAUGGCUCCAACAUGAAGGGAAAAAAUCAAGGUGUUCAGACUCGAUUGCUCAAAGUUAACCCCAAAGCAUUAUACAUGCCAUGUGCAUGUCAUAGUUUGAAUCUCACUCUUUGCGACAUGGCGAAAUCUUGCGAACAAGCUAUUUCAUUUUUUGGUAUUAUACAACGUAUAUACGUAUUGUUUGCACGUUCUACUAAAAGGUGGAAGAUUUUGCUUGAUAAUGUUCCAAAUCUGACUCUCAAACCUUUAUCUAAUACUCGUUGGGAGAGUAGAAUAAAGAGUGUGCAACCUAUAAGGUACCAAACUCAGCAAGUAAGAUCAGCUUUGAAGGAACUAGAGAAGUCUUCUACUGAUGAUCCAGCUGCAGUAAGUGAUGCUCAAUCUUUGUUCAGUGCACUUGGGAAAUUUGAGACUUUGGUUGGUAUGGUUAUUUGGCAUGAUAUUUUAUUUUCUGUCAAUAUGGUGAGCAAAAAGUUACAGGAAAAAAUUGUGUGCAUCGAUGCUACUCUCAAACACAUUGAAGGGGUCAUUUCAUAUUUUGAGAAGUAUAGAGAUGAAGGCUUCUAUUCUAGUAUUGAGAGUGCCAAACUCAUUGCAGCGAAUAUGGACAUAGAGCCAAAAUUUCGUACAAAACGUCAAAGUAAAAGGAAGAGGCAUUUUGAUGAAAUCAAUGAUGUAGAUGAAGAUCCACAACUGUCAGCUAUUGAAUCCUUCAGAGUUACUUACUUUCUUGUCAUUGUUGACACUGCAAUUGCUUCAUUGAAUAGUCGAUUUGAGCAGCUGAAGGCAUUUGAAAAGGUGUUUGGUUUCUUAUUCAACUCAAAUAAGUUGAAGUCAUUGGACGAUAGUAAUCUACGAAAAUCUUGCACUAUUUUUGCACAAACUUUUACUCAUGAAAAGUCACAUGAUGUUGACCUUGAUGAUUUUUUCUCUGAGUUAAAAGUGUUGAAGGUAACUUUGCCAGAUGAUUUGAUGUCAGCACCUGAGAUUCUUCAAUUUGUUACAGCUGUCGGUUGCUAUCCAAAUGUGUCAGUUGCUUAUCGGAUCCUCUUGACUAUACCGGUGACUGUAGCCUCAGCUGAAAGAAGUUUCUCUAAGCUGAAACUACUGAAAAAUUGUUUGAGGUCAACUAUGUUACAAGAGAGAUUGAAUGGCUUCGCUACAUGUUGUAUUGAGAAGGAUAUCUUGGACAGAAUUGAUCUUGAUACUCUCAUCAAUGAUUUUGCAUCUCGAAAUGCUCGAAGAAGUUUUUUUGUGAAAAACUGA